Microthlaspi erraticum is the source of this 1098-nucleotide messenger RNA. The record is from the annotation of a GenBank genome assembly. NCBI's taxonomy places the organism in Eukaryota, Viridiplantae, Streptophyta, Magnoliopsida, Brassicales, Brassicaceae.
AUGCACCAGCCUCCUGGAUUUGUUGACAAAAGUUUUCCUAAUUAUGUUUGCAAAUUGCAGAGACCGAUUUAUGGCUUGAAACAAUCCCCAAGAGCUUGGAAUUCAAGAUUUGCAAAGUUUAUAAACAAGUUGGGCUUUGUUACGAGCAGAGCAGAUGCUUCUCUGUUUGUUUACAGAAAUGGAAGUGAAUUAGCAUACAUCCUACUCUAUGUCGAUGACAUACUCAUGACUGCUUCAUCGACAUCACUGUUGCAGAAGAUAAUAGACUCACUGAAGACUGAAUUUCCAAUGACCGACAUGGGCAAGGUGCGUCAUUUCCUUGGUGUUAAGGCAGAAUAUAAUGACAAGGGAUUAUUCUUGAGCCAAACAACCUAUGCUCGUGAUAUCAUUAGAAGAGCAGGGAUGGAAGAAUGCAAACCAUGUGCGACCCCGGUUGAUUUGAAGUCGAAGCUGUCAAACCAGAUUGGAGAACCAGUGAAAGAUCCAACGGCUUAUAGGAGCCUAGCAGGAGCUCUUCAGUACUUAACGUUUACACGGCCAGAGAUAUCUUAUGCAGUUCACCAAGUUUGUUUAUAUAUGCAUGAUCCACGACAGCCACACUUGCAAGCUCUCCGACGCAUUAUCAGAUAUCUCAAAGGCACUCUCUCUCAUGGUCUGCAACUCGUUAAAGGACAGAUUGAUCAGCUGACGGCUUAUUCAGAUGCAGACUGGGGUGGAUGUCUGGAUACAAGAAGAUCAACGUCAGGGUAUUGUGUGUUUCUUGGACCAAACCUCGUAUCUUGGUCUGCAAAAAGACAACCGACGAUCUCACGGUCAAGUUCGGAAGCUGAGUACAAAGGUGUUGCAAAUACAGUGGCAGAGUUGUGUUGGAUAAGAAAUCUUAUGCUUGAGCUUCACUGCAGCAUUACGAAAGCUUCCAUUGUCUACUGUGACAACAUCAGUUCGGUGUAUCUUGCCUCUAAUCCCGUCAAGCAUCAGAGAACCAAGCAUAUUGAGUUGGAUAUACAUUUUGUGCGUGAAAAAGUGGCUAUUGGAGAGGUAAGAGUUAUACAUGUUCCUUCUUCACUUCAAUAUGCAGAUAUAUUCACAGAUAUUUGA